GACAUCAGCCUUAAAAGUCCCAGCUUGGGCGUGGAAGGCCAACGCAAGCCGCGGCUUGAUCAAUCCGGUGGUGCGGUCCGCGCAGAGCCUGUGACGCCUUUGGGGGAAAGCUCUAUCUAGUCUUCGGAGGUACACAACCCACACACGGUCAUCAUGGCAAACAGAGGACCCUCGUACGGUCUCAGUAGGGAGGUUCAGCAGAAGAUUGACCGGCAAUAUGACCCUGAUCUGGAGCAGAUUCUCAUCCAGUGGAUCGGGGCCCAGUGUGGACCGGAUGUGGGUCAGCCCCAGCCUGGCAAGGAUAACUUCCAGAAGUGGUUGAAAGAUGGCACGAUUCUAUGCAAGCUUAUCAACAGCCUUUAUCCUGUGGGCCAAGGGCCUGUGGCGAAGAUCCAAGGUUCUACCAUGGCCUUCAAGCAGAUGGAGCAGAUCUCUCAGUUCCUGCGGGCAGCUGAACACUAUGGCAUCCUAGCCACGGACAUAUUUCAGACAGUCGACCUCUGGGAAGGCAAAAACAUGGCCUGCGUCCAGAGGACCUUGAUGAACCUGGGAGGCCUGGCUGUCGCUAAAGGGGAUGGUUUCUUCGCUGGGGACCCCAACUGGUUCCCAAAGAAAUCGCAGGAGAACCGCCGUGCCUUCUCAGAAGAUAAGCUGAAGGAAGGGCAGAGCGUCAUUGGGUUGCAAAUGGGCACCAACCGGGGCGCCUCUCAGGCAGGCAUGACUGGCUACGGGAUGCCGCGUCAGAUCCUUUGAGCCCGGCUGCUGCCUCCUUCAAGUCUCCAUCAUUUCCUGACACCUUAUCUCAGAGAAUCGCUUUCUGUCUCUCCAACUCGUGCUACCGCCGGAAGCCUUCAAGGAGGGCCAGUAGGAGAUGGGCCUUCGAUUCCUGCUACUCCCCCUGCGCCUGUAAUGGUCAAUAGCUUAUUUUUAUUGACCGCUCCUUUUUUUUAAUCCAGAUUUUUCUAGAACCAAAUCCCCUCCCUCUCUUAGCACACACGACUGGAGUAAAAUGCUUUCCUUCCUCCCUCUUCCCUGCCUGCUCUUGAUCUCAUUCUUUGAGAGGUUUUCACCCGCCUGACCAAAACGUGCAUCGAAAUACGAUGCUGGGACCAAAAAAAAAAGGUUAUGUAUUUCUUCCCCUCUUGAAACCACCCUUCAUAAUGGCAGUGUGGUUUCCUUAGUGGCCAAAUGUCCUUUUUCCUCUCCUUGAGAUCCAACUUAAAAAAAGCCCCUCACUGUUCACAUUCCAGGAUCUGGGCCCUUAACCUCUGUUCGUUUAUCCUUUCAAAGUUCUCUGGACCAACCCCCCCCUCCACUUCUGUGGUCACCCUCUUGGCAGUCUUAACCCCAACAAAUUCCUGGUUAUAUCUGCACUCGUGCUGCAUUUUUGGGGAUGGGAGAAAUCUCUUUCUGUGGUGUUCAGCUGGCGAAUAACGCACGUACACACACCUGUACAUGCCCCUGAACCCUAUAGGAGGCUCAGUUUGGCUGGCAGGACCUCCAGAGAUCCAAAAAUGCCCCUUCCUGGUGCUGGGUUCAAAUUCACUCCUGCUGCAAUUCUUGGGUAGCUAACUCAUUUGGAGUGCUUUUAACCCCCCAAAAACUGGGGGAGGGUAUUUUCCAGCAGUCCUUGCUGUGGCGCUUCUUCCCAGUUCAGCCGGCUACCUGUCUCUACCCACCUCUGAAUUUGUCGCCCAGUAGGAACCCCUUAUUCUGUACUGCUAGCUCCAGCCUGGGAAUGCAGGUACCUCUACUGGCCUGCCAGGCUUUGGGGCCUGGUGGGAACCAUCUUGCCUGGUUUCCUCCUCCUCUGAGGCGAAAGGCCCAGCAGUCAAUCUGAACAUUUAAAACCGUGUGGCAUUCUUACCUGUGGAAUGUACCCUGCCUCGAGAUCACUGAUAAGGAAUAAUAAACAUUGCUCAACCCUUUGUUUACAA
Rhineura floridana is the source of this 1937-nucleotide messenger RNA. It is a transcript of the gene TAGLN2, whose product is annotated as transgelin 2. The record is from RefSeq and is a predicted model, not a curated record. The transcript has 5 exons. Lineage: Eukaryota; Metazoa; Chordata; Lepidosauria; Squamata; Rhineuridae. Gene Ontology annotation, molecular function: protein binding. The coding region runs from base 154 to 753 and encodes 199 amino acids.